GCUCUUGCCUUUUUAAAGAGCCUCCCGUGCCCACCUGCUUCCAUAAAGCAACGAGCGAAAAAGAACACCCGAUCUUGAGUUCUCUCGUCUGGCUCACCUUCGCCGUGCUCGCGUCCCUUCCAAAAGACUGCCCUCUGCAACUUCUUCCGCCUCCGAUGGACGACUACAACAGGUUUCACAUACCGGCGUUCGGGAGCUGGGACUGCUACGACGGCCUCCCCUUCACCCAGUGCUUCGACGAGGCGUCCGCGCGGCAGGCCGGGCUGCUCCGCUACACCUACUCCGUCGACCGCGACCUGUACGUCGCCGGCGACCUCUACCAGAACGACGUCGUCACCCCCGCCAUGAUCGUCGUCCCCCGCCGCCGCCGUCAUCGACGGGCAAAAGUCAGUGACCCGAGUCAUGAUGCCAAAGAAGGGAAGGAGAAAAGUUGGGCCAGCGACUUUCAGGAGCCGAUGAGCCCUCCUUUUGUAUCCAGGCCAACCCCAAAACCUGUGGACGAAGACCUGUACAAAAUCUCACCUGAGCUCCUUUAUACCGAGCCCAAGAAGAAGAGAGGGUGGAGCUUCUGGUCAUGCUGCUUGGUGCCCACUUGUGCUUCAUGAAGCUGGGAAAGAGAGAAGGGUCUUACAGGACCGAGUACAUAUAAUCUUAUAUAUGAUUAUGAUGAUGAGGAUGAGGAUGAUGAUGAUGAUAUAGAUGAGCUAAGAGUACAUAGGGACAAAAUAUUUGUGUUAUGCUGUAUUUGAAUUCCCAAUUUGUGAGCAUUGGGAUGAGAAAGCUGCUGGUUGAGGGAGGUGAUGUGAUAUGUUGGUUUGUCAUCUCAUUGCUAUGUGAGAGAGUAUGAUUGAUUUUGUCAAUUGGGUAUCUUUGAUCUUCUAGCAAAUUUCGGUC
Messenger RNA from Eucalyptus grandis, 894 nucleotides. RefSeq lists its product as uncharacterized. The record is from RefSeq and is a predicted model, not a curated record. Bases 156 to 605 code for a protein of 149 amino acids. Lineage: Eukaryota; Viridiplantae; Streptophyta; Magnoliopsida; Myrtales; Myrtaceae. The transcript is spliced from 4 exons.